AUGGAAAACAACAAUCUUCUUGCCGCUCAGCAGGCGCUGCUUGCAGUAAUUCGCAACUUCACUCAAUUUGUGAUAAAUACGCCAAAUGAUCAAUGGAGCCUAGGACAGGUACAGGUGCGAUUUGAAAUGCUGAACGCCUAUUGGGCAGAUUUCCAAGGCAACCAUCUCGCAUUGAUCGAGGCAGGUGCGAACGCAGCAGAUGGCUACAACGGCGACGCAAUCUACGCAGAAAUCGAGAACCUCUACAUUGAGUCGCAAUCAAAACUCUACAACCUUCGCGAUCAGCUGACUGCAACUUCGUCUAGAACCCCAGUCGCCCCAGGAGAGAUAACACUAUGCUCCCAGCACUCAAGGUCUAAUAAUAGCCGUUUAGCACCGAUGAACAUACCUACGUUUUCCGGACGCAGAGAAGACUGGGAAGCAUUCCGCGACGCAUUUUUCGCCAUUGUUCAUGAAGACGACCAACUCAGCGACGUGCAGCGAUUAUUUUACUUACGCAAUCAUGUUGAAGGAGAGGCCAAACAAGCCCUUACCAAUGAAAACUCCAGUGAUCUUCCGCAUUUAUGCGAUUCUCUCGAGCGCCAUAGAAAACAACUAGAAGCUCUAGGCCGUCCAGUCUCUCAUUGGGAUGAUUGGUUCAUUUCGAUCGCAGCCAAUCGUCUAGAUCCAGAAACACGCGGCAAGUGGCAAGAAGAACUGGAAAGAUUAGAUACAGCUACCAUUGAUCAUAGAACAAGAAUGCCGACCUACACCACACUGAUCAACUUCCUGAACAGUCGAUGUCGAACACUCAAAUCGAUGGAAGGUCCAAAAUCCACUCUAAAACCUUCGGCGAGACACCCACCAGGUCCUUCAUUCGAGCCAAGAAAAGUCGCAUACCCAGUUAAGUACCCUAACGCUCGAACGUUUGUCACUAAAGGCUCAGAAAGCUGUGGAUAUUGCCAGAGUGAUCAUUACACCGGGCACUGCGAGGGACUUCUUGCGCUGCAACCUUCAGCACGCCGUGACCUUGUGGCAAAAGCAGGAUUAUGUUUCAAUUGCCUUCGAUCAAAUCACACUGCUCGAUUCUGUCCAUCUCGACUGGCUUGCUCUGUGUGCGGAGCACUGCACCACACUUCUCUACAUGAAGAACAGAAACGAGCAGGGCCACCUGUAUCUGCGCCUAUUCCUAUCAAGCGAAGCAAAGAGAGUGGAAAUUCAACCAAUGAUCUGAAGUCAACGACUCCUCCAUCCACUAAUAUGUGA
Molecule: messenger RNA, 1245 nt
Organism: Neodiprion virginianus
Lineage: Eukaryota; Metazoa; Arthropoda; Insecta; Hymenoptera; Diprionidae
Exons: 2
Coding region: 1-1245 (414 amino acids)
Molecular function (GO): nucleic acid binding; zinc ion binding
Source: RefSeq, a predicted model, not a curated record